Molecule: messenger RNA, 1038 nt
Organism: Oikopleura dioica
Lineage: Eukaryota; Metazoa; Chordata; Appendicularia; Copelata; Oikopleuridae
Source: the annotation of a GenBank genome assembly
AUGUUGACCUAUGAGCAUCUCAAAAAUAAGAGGAUGAACCGAUACUUGAAGAAGCAAAAGAUGAAAAACUUGCCUGUGGAUAUCGCCCUCGAUGAGGAUUUUCGUCGCGUUUGGGAAAUCGCGGAAACGUUUCAACUCCGAAACUCUGACCUAUUUGAGGAGAAAAUCAAUGAUACUGAGCUUAGAAAAUUCAUCGGAAAGUCACAACGAAAUCUCGGUAGAUCAGUCAUCCUCAUGGUAGAAUUCUUCGGUCGAGUUCCAAAUGCAAAAAACGCCAGAAAUUUUCAACAACUGAUUGAAACCGUUCGCCAAAUCCUUCCUCCGAUUCCAGAAAACCCUGCUCAAGAAGAAAACGCUCCCGUAGUCGAAAAUGAUCCCGUAGUAGAAAACGCUCCCGUAGUCGAAAGAGAUCUCGAAGCAGAAACCGUUCCCGAAGGCGAAAACGCUCCCGUAGUCGAAAGAGAUCUCGUAGCAGAAAGCGUUCCCGAAGCCGCCAGCGUUCCCGAAGGCGAAAACACUCCCGUUGUCGAAAGAGAUCUCGUAGCAGAAAGCGUUCCCGAAGCCGCCAGCGUUCGCGAAGGCGAAAAUGAAGACGAAGAUGCUCUCGACUUUACGUCUGCUCCCGAUAUUUUCAAUUCAACCUUGCUAACCGCUGGAAACACGCCAAUCUUUCUCCCGGACAUGACUUUUCUUGAUUCUCGCAUCCAUCCUUCUCCCUCCGGAUGGAGCGUUACUGUCGACUGGGAUCCCGAAAGGGUAAAAACCCUGUGCCGCGAGCUCCUUGCAUACCCGAGAUUUCAAAGAAGGGUCACUAAAUUGGAGCAGCCGCGUAACUUGCAGAGCGAGCUUGAAUCAAAACCUCUUGAUGCGAACUACGAUGUUGGCCGUUGUGGCUUGCUUUUUGACUUGAGCCUCUCGCGAGGAGAGCGAAUUGGAGAUCCGCGAGUAAUUAUAAAACUCACAAAAUCAUUCAUCAUUUUCACAUGUCAUUUUCACGUCCAAACUUUUUUGGUUUUGCAUUUGAAGCGAAUGAUUUGA